Messenger RNA from Phycodurus eques (leafy seadragon), 3975 nucleotides. It is a transcript of the gene ercc4, whose product is annotated as excision repair cross-complementation group 4. The coding region runs from base 1005 to 3221 and encodes 738 amino acids. Gene Ontology annotation, molecular function: damaged DNA binding; single-stranded DNA endonuclease activity; single-stranded DNA binding. The transcript has 10 exons. Lineage: Eukaryota; Metazoa; Chordata; Actinopteri; Syngnathiformes; Syngnathidae. Gene Ontology annotation, biological process: double-strand break repair via homologous recombination; resolution of meiotic recombination intermediates; nucleotide-excision repair involved in interstrand cross-link repair. Gene Ontology annotation, cellular component: nucleotide-excision repair factor 1 complex. The record is from RefSeq and is a predicted model, not a curated record.
AGAAAUGAGGUCUUCUGGAGACUCUGAGACUCCCUCCAGAGCAGGAGAUGUUGACCCCUACGCGUCCUCACUGCAAUUGACCCAAUCAAUGUGUGGGGCAGCUUUUAAUAGUGAAGCUGAAGCGCCCGGGGAGCAUUUCGGAGUAUCAGUGUCUUGCUCAAGGAUACCACAGCCGUGAGUCCGGGGGAUGUUGGUGGAUGGGCCAGUCGGGGUCUUGAACCUAGAUCCCCCACGGUGGCAGGCAAUGAUCUUAACCAUUGGGCCACGGCUGCCCAAUGGUUGCAGGGAAAUGUUCCAGACUCACCCGCAAUAGGCGAAAAUCCGCAAUAGGGAGACCAUCUAAAAACGUAGUUUUAAUUGAUCCCUACCAACCUUGACGUACGAGUUAAACACACUUAAACUAAUUGAAACACAUUGUAAACUAUUUGGGUGCAAAAAAAGUCAUUCCAAACCGUAUGAGUGUGUGUUUGUGUGUGUGUGUAUGUGUGUGUGUGUGUGUGUGUGUGUGUGUGUAUAUAUAUAUAUAUAUAUAUAUAUAUAUAUAUAUAAUGUUACAACUGCUUUCCUGCUUGCGUUGCGAAUGUCACAUGAUCAAACCUGGACAACAGGUAGCAGACUCACCGUGUAUGCUGCGAUAACUAGAAAAACUAUGGGUUGAUGCCCAAACUUGGUAAAAUUUCGUUCAAUAUGCAACACAUCUGUAUUUGUUUGUGCAGGUGUACUAGACCGACAGUAAUUUCUUGGCCAGUGAAUGUGCACACAACAGACAAGCUAUUUAUUAGAAUUUCUAUGUUCCUUUGGAGUCAAUUGUGCAUACAUUUUCUUUCUGUUGCCUAUACUUUCUGGCAGGCAUCCUGGUAUACCGCGCUCACAAAAUCAUCGAGUCGUGUCAGGAAGCGUUUAUCCUGCGACUGUUCCGACAGAAAAACAAGACGGGCUUCAUCAAAGCCUUCACCGACAAAGCCACAGCCUUUUCCUCAGGCUUCUGCCAGGUGGAGCGUGUGAUGCGGAACCUCUUUGUCAAGAAGCUAUACCUUUGGCCCAGAUUCCAAGCGUCAGUGAACACAGCCCUAGACAGACACAAGCCGGAUGUGGUGGAACUCCAUGUCUCAUUGACUCCUUCUAUGAAGGCCAUCCAGAGCUCCAUCUUGGACAUCAUGGGUGCCUGUCUGAAGGAGCUGAAAUGCUACAAUCCCACCUUGGAGGCGGAGGAUCUCUCCUUGGAAAACACACUUAGCAAUGCCUUUGAUAAGACCAUCCGCCAUUACCUGGACCCCUUGUGGCACCAGCUGGGAUCAAAGACGAAGGCGCUGGUCCAGGACCUGAAGGUCCUGCGGGUUCUGCUGCUGUACCUCACCCAGUACGACUGUGUCACGUUCCUCAAUCUGCUCGAAUCCCUUCGCUCCAGCCAAAAAAACUUUGGCUCCAACUCAGGGUGGCUCUUCUUGGACUCCAGUACCUCCAUGUUUGUAAAUGCCAGGUCCAGAGUAUACCACAUCCCAGAAAGCAAGAAGAAACUUAAAGUGGGAGCUGAAGCAGAAAAAAAACAGCCACCCUCCGCUUCAGAGGUGAAGCGGGUGCUGGUGCUGGAGAAGAGCCCAAAGUGGGAGGCUCUCUCUGAAGUCCUGCAGGAGAUUGAGAAUGAGAACAAGAACUCCCAGUAUGAACCAGGUCGCGUGCUGAUCUGCGCCAGCGAUGACAGGACUUGUGCUCAGCUGCAGCAGUACAUCAGGCACGGUGCAGAGUGGCUCCUGAACAGACUGUACACACGUACCAUCGCCAAACGAGAUCCGUCGGCCGCCUCUGCUUUUGAGUUGGCGAAUCACAAAAAAGACAAGGGCCUUCUCAAAAGCGGGUCCAAGGGAAAGGGCCGAGGGAACGCGAAAGGGAAGGAGCCGAAAAAAAAGACUAGCAAGGCUAAAAGCAGACCCUCUCUGACCUUGACUCAGAUGAUUGGUAAAGAGCAAACCGUUGAAGCGGCGGUGAUGGGCAGCAGUGAGGAUGAGGAUGACUUUGGCGAUGAAGACGAUAUGACGGAGGAAAAUGCUCUGAAGCUGGAUUUGUCAUCUGACGCUUACUACGCAGUCCUGAAGGAGCCCCUGAUGGUCAUUCACCCACUGAAGGGUUGCACGGACCCCCACAGCCUGACGCGUGUGUUACAUGAAGUGGAGCCCACGUUUGUGGUGCUUUACGACGCUGAACUCAGCUUUGUGCGCCAGCUGGAGCUCUACAAAGCCUGUCGACCUGGCAAGGCACUCAGGGUGUACUUCCUCAUCUAUGGCGGCUCAACAGAGGAGCAGAAAUACCUGACCGGGCUAUCCAAAGAGAAGAAAGCCUUUGAACAUCUCAUUAAGGAAAAGGCUACUAUGGUCAUCCCAGAGGAGAGGGAGGGACGAGAAGACACCAACUUGGACCUUGCCAGGAAUUUAGACCCUGCCAACGCCACCACCAACACUCGCAAAGCCGGAGGCCAAGACCAGCCUAAGGAGCCCUCCCGAGUCAUUGUAGACAUGCGUGAGUUCCGCAGUGAGCUUCCCUCUCUGCUCCACCGCCGUGGCCUGGACAUCGAGCCUGUCACUUUGGAAGUCGGGGACUACAUCCUUACGCCGGACAUUUGCGUGGAACGCAAGAGUGUCAGCGAUCUGAUUGGCUCAUUGCAGAGCGGUCGCCUCUAUACCCAGUGCCUCUCCAUGAAUCGCUAUUACAGAAAACCAGUGUUGCUCAUCGAGUUCGACCCGGCGAAGCCCUUUUCCCUAAUGGCCCGCUCCGACUUCCGCCACGAGAUAUCUGCCAACGAUGUUUCCUCCAAACUCACCUUGCUCACGUUACAUUUCCCACGUCUCCGCAUCCUCUGGUGCCCCUCGCCGCACGCCACAGGGGAGCUUUUUCUGGAGCUGAAAAAAGGUCGCAAAGAACCUGACGCCGUGGCGGCUCAAGCGGUCACAGCCGAAUCAGACGUGGUUGCUGAAUCGACAGAGCUCUAUAAUGCCGGGCCGCACGACUUCUUGCUCAAGAUGCCGGGGGUCAACACGAAAAACUUUCGAGCUCUCAUAAGAAAUGCUGACAGCCUGGCAGAUCUAACCAAACUGAGCCAGGACAAGCUGGCAGAAAUACUUGAGAAUGCCAGUAACGCCAAGUUGCUCUAUGCGUUCUUGCAUAAUGUUGCAGAUGUUCAAAUUCCACCACAAAAGGGGAACAAAGAUGCCAUCAAUUUAAUAUAGACUUUUUAAAAUAUAUUUUUCAUUUAACAGUGCAAAGUAUUUCUGUGCGAAUGUACAGAAUUAACUGAGUAUUACUAAGUAUUACACUGUAAAAAUUAUUUAAAGCCAUGAACAAAUCUUUUUUUACAUUAACUAUUUUGUGUCUUGUCAAAUAAAUCGAUACAGUCCAACGCUUAGAGUAAAAUAUAUGUGAAAUAUUUGUUCUGUCUGAAAAAAUAUAUUUGUAAUUCCAUCCAUCCAUUUUGUACAUGUUGCUUAGCCUCAUUAGGGUGACCCCCCCAGCUGACAUGGGGGGGUCAGACUACACAGUCAAUCACAGCAGGUCACGUAUCGAGACAGACAACCAUUCACACCGAAGGACAAUGUAUAGUCUUCAAUCAACCUGCAUGCAUGUUUUGGGAAUGUGGGAGAAAGGCUGGGUUUGAAUAUUCAGCAUUAACAAGUGCAGUACAGUAUAGUAAUUUGUUCGGAAUUAAUUUCAUCCAUCCAUUUUCUACCUGCUUAACCUUGGCACCACGAGAAAGUUGUUCAAUCACCGCUGCAGACAAAAAAAUUUGAAUGGCAACUGCAGUUGUUGGAGAGAUGCACGUCUUCUUCUUGACUAAUAUUAAGGUACCCUUGAGCAAGGCACUACCUCUGCCCCUCCAAACCCAACACAAGAGGUGCAGCACUGUUUACGUGCGCCUUUCACUCUGACAUUUUGCAUGCCUGUGGGUGUGAUACAAAAUGUAUACAGCAGUGUAAUAUGAUUAGU